Coregonus sp. 'balchen' is the source of this 18189-nucleotide messenger RNA. NCBI's taxonomy places the organism in Eukaryota, Metazoa, Chordata, Actinopteri, Salmoniformes, Salmonidae. The record is from the annotation of a GenBank genome assembly.
AUGUCUCUCCGCUCAACCUUCUCUCUUCACGAGGACGACGACGACACGGUACGUCUACGCUAAUGAUACUUCAAUGCUAAAGAGGCUAACAAUUCUUCAACAUUAAAUAUGCUCAUAUUUUGGCAUCGAUAGUGUUGAGUUAUUUCGACGCUAACGAUACCUCAAUGCUAUCGACGCUAACGAUACCUCAAUGCUAUCGACGCUAAUGAUACCUCAAUGCUAUCGACGCUAAUGAUACCUCAACGCUAUCGACGCUAAUGAUACCCCAAUGCUAUUGACGCUAAUGAUAACGCAAUGCUAGCAAUGCUAAUGGUAACUCAAUGCUAACGAUAUCUGAACGCUAACGAUACCUCAAUGCUAACCUGCUAAUAUUCCUCAAUGCUAACCAUGCUAAUGUGGACUCAAUGCUAACUAUGCUAAUUAUGUGUUUGUGUGUGUGUAGGAGCCCCUGGUGUUUGCAGAGCAGCCGUCAGUGAAGCUGUGUUGCCAGCUCUGCUGCAGCGUCUUCAAAGAUCCUGUCAUCACCACCUGUGGGGUGAGAUAAACUAUCCUCUCACUUCCUCAUUCCAGCGAGGGGAAAACCAUGAAACAUUAUUAUAUGGUUGAAAUCAAUCAGUCACUCAUUGACCUGGUCUCGGUCUCUCCCUCCAGCACACCUUCUGCAGACGAUGUGCCUUGACCUCUGGUAGGGGACUUUACCUAGCUACACUGUUGGUCAAAUACUUACACCUUGCCAGCAGCACAUAUAAUGUGAAAGCAAAUUUGUUGUUACAUUUGUUUGUGUCUCUCUCCCGCUCUCCCUUCCUCUCUCUCUCUCUCUCUCUCUCUCUCCUCUCUCUCUCUCUCUCUCUCUCUCUCUCCUCUCUCUCUCUCUCUCUCUCUCUCUCUCUCCUCUCUCUCUCUCUCUCUCUCUCUCCUCUCUCUCUCUCUUCUUUCCAUCUUCCCCUCUCUCUCUUUCCAUCUCUCUCUCUCUGUCUCUCUCCCUUUCCAUCUCUCUCUCUCCAUCUUCCCCUCUCUCUCUUUCCAUCUCUCUCUCUCUCUCCUCUAGAUAAGUGUCCGGUGGACACAGCUAAGCUGACGGUGGUGGUGAAUAACAUAGCGGUAGCAGAACAGAUAGGAGAGCUGUUCAUCCACUGUAAAUACGGCUGCCGGCCCUUAAACACCAGCCCCACGACCCCUACUGUCGCUGGGGCUAACGGGGCUGCUGGUGGGGCUGCUGCUAGUGGGGGUGGUGGGGGGACCCCUAAGAUGGGAGGACCUGGGAACUUUGAGGUGGAUCCGAUGGGCUGCCCCUUCACCAUCAAGCUCACCACACGCAAGUAAGGGCUUGUAAUGGAAAUAUUACGUUGUUUUUAAUGAGUCGUUGUGCUGUUGUGAUUUUUUAAAGGGACAGUUCACUCUAAAAAUCCAAAGUUUGUCAGAUGUUGUCAGACCUCCAAAAGGGGGGUCUGAUGCAGAGAUGAGUCUGCAGCCAACCUGAAUAUAGAUGGUCCCAGUCUUUCCCAGUCGUUUAUGGUUUAGCCGUGAAAAUGAUUGAUUUUGGUCGUGAACUGUCCCUUUAAUAGUUAGAAGUUGGAGUGAACUGUCCCUUUAAUAGGUAGACGUUGGAGUGAACUGUCCCUUUAAUAGGUAGACGUUGGAGUGAACUGUCCCUUUAAUAGGUAGACGUUGGAGUGAACUGUCCCCUUUAAUAGGUAGACGUUGGAGUGAACUGUCCCUUUAAUAGGUAGACGUUGGAGUGAACUGUCCCUUUAAUAGUUAGACGUUGGAGUGAACUGUCCCUUUAAUAGGUAGACGUUGGAGUGAACUGUCCCUUUAAUAGGUAGACGUUGGAGUGAACUGUCCCUUUAAUAGGUAGAGGUUGGAGUGAACUGUCCCUUUAAUAGUUAGACGUUGGAGUGAACUGUCCCUUUAAUAGGUAGACGUUGGAGUGAACUGUCCCUUUAAUAGUUAGACGUUGGAGUGAACUGUCCCUUUAAUAGGUAGACGUUGGAGUGAACUGUCCCUUUAAUAGGUAGAGGUUGGAGUGAACUGUCCCUUUAAUAGUUAGACGUUGGAGUGAACUGUCCCUUUAAUAGUUAGACGUUGGAGUGAACUGUCCCUUUAAUAGUUAGACGUUGGAGUGAACUGUCCCUUUAAUAGUUAGACGUUGGAGUGAACUGUCCCUUUAAUAGGUAGACGUUGGAGUGAACUGUCCCCUUUAAUAGGUAGACGUUGGAGUGAACUGUCCCUUUAAUAGGUAGACGUUGGAGUGAACUGUCCCUUUAAUAGGUAGACGUUGGAGUGAACUGUCCCUUUAAUAGUUAGACGUUGGAGUGAACUGUCCCUUUAAUAGGUAGACGUUGGAGUGAACUGUCCCUUUAAUAGGUAGACGUUGGAGUGAACUGUCCCUUUUAAUAGGUAGACGUUGGAGUGAACUGUCCCUUUUAAUAGGUAGACGUUGGAGUGAACUGUCCCUUUAAUAGGUAGACGUUGGAGUGAACUGUCCCUUUAAUAGGUAGACUUUGGAGUGAACUGUCCCUUUAAUAGGUAGACGUUGGAGUGAACUGUCCCCUUUAAUAGUUAGACGUUGGAGUGAACUGUCCCUUUAAUAGGUAGACGUUGGAGUGAACUGUCCCUUUAAUAGGUAGACGUUGGAGUGAACUGUCCCUUUAAUAGGUAGACGUUGGAGUGAACUGUCCCUUUAAUAGGUAGACGUUGGAGUGAACUGUCCCCUUAAUAGUUAGACGUUGGAGUGAACUGUCCCCUUAAUAGUUAGACGUUGGAGUGAACUGUCCCCUUUAAUAGGUAGACGUUGGAGUGAACUGUCCCUUUAAUAGUUAGACGUUGGAGUGAACUGUCCCUUUAAUAGGUAGACGUUGGAGUGAACUGUCCCUUUAAUAGGUAGACGUUGGAGUGAACUGUCCCUUUAAUAGGUAGACGUUGGAGUGAACUGUCCCUUUAAUAGUUAGACGUUGGAGUGAACUGUCCCCUUUAAUAGGUAGACGUUGGAGUGAACUGUCCCUUUAAUAGGUAGACGUUGGAGUGAACUGUCCCUUUAAUAGUUAGACGUUGGAGUGAACUGUCCCUUUAAGACGUUGGAGUGAACUGUCCCUUUUUUAAUGUGACCUCUGACCUGUAGGGAGCACGAGGUGAGCUGUGACUACCGUCCAGUUCGCUGUCCCAACAACCCCUCCUGCCCCCCUCUGCUCAGCAUGAACCUGGAGGGACACCUUAAGGCGUGUGAACACAUCAAAUGCCCCCACUCCAAAUACGGGUAGGUCACUCACACACACACACACACACACACACACACACACACACACACACACACACCAGGGUUUGGCGCCGGACAAAUGUGACCGGCAAGAUUUUUUAAUUUACCUGACGUCCGUAUGCAUUUCAAAUCAAAUCAAAUGUAUUGGUCUCGUGUUUAGCAGAUGUUGUUGUUGCAAUAUCUAGCAAGUAAUAUCUAACAGUUACACAACAAAUACCCAAUACACACAAAAACUAGUAAGGAAUGGAAUUGAUGAAUGAAUAUGAAUAUAUAUAUAUAUAUAUAUAUAUAUAUAUAUAUAUAUAUAUAUAUAUAUAUAUGGACAAGCAAUGACAGAGUGACAUGGACUAAGAUACAGUACAAUAUUAUAGAAUACAGUAUAUACAUAUGAGAUGGGUAAUGCAAGAUAUGUAAACAUUAUUAAGAUAUAUAGCUCCUGAGUGGCGCAGUGGUCUAAGGCACUGCAUCGCAGUGCUAACUGUGCCACUAGAGAUCCUGGUUCGAAUCCAGGCUCUGUCGCAGCCGGCCGUGACCGGGAGACUCAUGGGCGGCGCACAAUUGGCCCAGCGUCGUCCAGGGUAAGGGAGGGAAUGGCCGGCAGGGAUGUAGCUCAGUUGAUAGAGCAUGGCGUUUGCAACGCCAGGGUUGUGGGUUCGAUUCCCACGGGGGGCCAGUAUAAAAAAAAAAGAAAAAAAAAAAAAAAAAAAGAUAUGUAUUCACUAACUGUAAGUCGCUCUGGAUAAGAGCGUCUGCUAAAUGACUUAAAAUGUAAAAAAUGUAAAUAUUAUAGAAUACAGUAUAUAUAUUAAAGUGUUCCAUUUAUUAAAGUCUGUAUGUAGGCAGCAGCCUCUCUGUGCUAGUGAUGGCUGUUUAACAGUCUGAUGGCCUUGAGAUAGAAGCUGUUUUUCAGUCUCUCGGUCCCAGCUUUGAUGAACCUGUACUUACCUCGCCUUCUGGAUGGUAGCGGGGUGAACAGGAAGUGGUUGUUGUUCUUGAUUAUCUUUUUGGCCUUCCUGUAUUUUCUACAUUGUAGAAUAAUAGUGAAGACAUCAAAACUAUGAAAUAACACAUAUGGAAUCAUGUAGUAACCAAAUAAGUGUUAAACAAAUCAAAAUAUAUUUUAUACUUGAGAUUCUUCAAAUAGCCACCCUUUGCCUUGAUGACAGCUUUGCACACUCUUGGCAUUCUCUCAACCAGCUUCAUGUGGUAGUCACCUGGAAUGCAUUUCAAUUAACAGGUGUGCCUUGUUAAUUUGUGGAAUUUCUUUCCUCCUUAAUGCGUUUGAGCCAAUCAGUUGUGUUGUGACAAGGUAGGGGGGGUAUACAGAAGAUAGCCCUAUUUGGUAAAAGACCAAGUCCAUAUUAUGGCAAGAACAGCUCAAAUAAGCAAAGAGAAACGACAGUCCAUCAUUACUUUAAGACAUGAAGGUCAGUCAAUUCGGAAAAUUUCAAGAACUUUGAACGUUUCUUCAAGUGGUCCUCUGUAGCUCAGCUGGUAGAUCAUGGCGCUUGUAACGCCAGGGGUAGUGGGUUCGAUCCCCGGGACCACCCAUACGUAAAAAUGUAUGCACACAUGACUGUUAGUCGCUUUGGAUAAAAGCGUCUGCUAAAUGGCAUAUUAUUAUAUUAUAAGUGCAGUCGCAAAAACCAUCAAGCUCUAUGAUGAAACUGGCUCUCAUGAGGACCGCCACAGGGAAGGAAGACCCAGAGUUACCUCUGCUGCAGAGGAUAAGUUCAUUAGAGUUACCAGCCUCAGAAAUUGCAGCCCAAAUAAAUGCUUCAGAGUUCAAGUAACGGACACAUCUCAACAUCAACUGUUCAGAGGAGACUGUGUGAAUCAGACCUUCAUGGUUGAAUUGCUGCAAAGAAACCACUACUAAAGGACACCAAUAAGAAGAAGAGACUUGCGUGGGCCAAGAAACACGAGCAAUGGACAUUAGACCGGUGGAAAUCUGUCCUUUGGUCUGAUGAGUCCAAAUUUGAGACAUUUGGUUCCAUCCGCCGUGUCUUUGUGAGACAUAGAGUUGGUGAACGGAUGAUCUCCGCAUGUGUGGUUCCCACCAUGAUGAAUAGAGGAGGUGGUGUUAUGGUGUGGGGGUGCUUUGCUGGUGACACUGUCAGUGAUUUAUUUAGAGUUCAAGGCACACUUAACCAGCAUGGCUACCACAGCAUUCUGCAGCGAUACGCCAUCCCAUCUGGUUUGGGUUUAGUGGGACUAUCAUUUGUUUUCCAACAGGACAAUGACUCAACACACCUCCAGGCUGUGUAAGGGCUAUUUGACCAAGAAGGAGAGUGAUGGAGUGCUGCCAGAUGAUAUGGCCUCCAAAAUCACCCGACCUCAACCCAAUUGAGAUGGUUUGGGAUGAGUUGGACCGCAGAGUGAAGGAAAAGCAGUCAUCAAGUGCUCAGCGUAUGUGGGAACUCCAAGACUGUUGGAAAAGCAUUCCAGGUGAAGCUGGUUGAGAGAAUACCAAGAGUGUGCAGAGAAUUGAAUGUUCAUUUCUCUACCAUAAGCCGCCUCCAAGGCGUCCAACUUGCCUCACAACCACAGCAGCCCAUGUGUAACCACGCCAGCCCACGUGUAACCACGCCAGCCCCAGGACCUACACAUUCGGCUUCUUCACCUGUGGGAUCGUCUGAGGGUGGGUGGGUGGGGGGGUGUGGUGAGGAGUAUUUCUGUCCUUAAUACAGCCCUUUUUGUGGGGAAAAACUCAUUCUGAUUGGCUGGGCCUGGCUCCCCAGUGGGUGGGGAAAUCCAGUCAUGUGAAAUCCAUAGAUUAGUGCCUCAUUUAUUUAUUUAAAUUGACCGAUUUUCCUUAUGAACUGUAACUCAGUAAAAAAAAUAUAAAAAAUUGUUGCGUUUUUAUAUUUUUGUUCAGUAUACAUGUAUGUACAUACAUACAGUGCCUUCAGAAAGUAUUCACACCCCUUGACUUAUUCCACAUUUUGUUACAGCUGUAUAAACGCACCCCCUCUCUCUCCUCCUCCUCCUCCCCCCCAGCUGUACAUUUAUAGGUAACCAGGAUACGUAUGCAACGCAUCUGGACCUGUGUAAGUUUGAAGGGCUGAAGGAGUUCCUUCAACAGACAGAUGACAGGUACACACUCUCUUUAUAUAACUGUUUUACACAUCUCUACCCUCCUCUUUAUAUAACUGUUUUACCCAUCUCUACCCUCUCUAUAUAUAACUGUUUCACACAUCUCUACCCUCUCUUUAUAUAACUGUUUUACACAUCUCUACACUCUCUUUAUAUAACUGUUUUACACAUCUCUACCUCUCCGCUUUAUAUAAACUGUUUUACACAUCUCGACACUCUCUUUAUAUAACUUUUUUAACACAUCUCUACCCGCUCUUUAUAUAACUGUUUUACACACGCUCAUAACCCUCUCUUUAUAUAACUGGUUUUAAACACAUCUCUACCCUCUCUUUAUAAAUUUUGUAGGUUUUACACAUCUCUACGCUCUCUUUAUAUAACGUUUUUAACACAUAUCUACCCUCUCAUUUAUAUAAACUGUUUUACACAUCUCUACCCUCUCUUUAUAUAAUGGUUUACACAUACUAUACCCUCUCUUUAUCAUAACUGUUUUACACAUCUCUACCCUCUAUUUAUAUAAACUGUUUUACUUACACAUCUCUACACCCUCUUUAUAUAACUGUUUUUACACCCUACCUCUUCUUUAUAUAACUGUUUUACCACAUCUCUACACUCUCUUUAUAUAACUGUUUUACACAUCUCUACCCUCUCUUUAUAUAACUGUUUUACACAUCUCUACCCUCUCUUUAUAUAACUGUUUUACACAUCUCUACCCUCUCUUUAUAUAACUGUUUUACACAUCUCUACCCUCUCUUUAUAUAACUGUUUUACACAUCUCUACCCUCUCUUUAUAUAACUGUUUUUACACAUCUCUACCCCUCUAUAUAUAAACCUGUUUUACACAUCUCUAACCCUCUCUUUAUAUAACUGUUUUACACAUCGUCCAUAUAUCCUACACUCUCUUUAUAUAACGGUUUUACACAUCUCUACACUCUCUUUAUAUAACUGUUUUUACACAUCUCUACCCUCUCUUUAUAUAACUGUUUUACACAUCUCUACCCCUCUUUAUAUAAACUGUUUUACAACACUCUCUAACCCUCUCUUUAUAUAACUGUUUUACACAUCUCUACCCUCUCUUUAUAUACUGUUUUACACCAAUCUCUACACUCAUCUUUAAUCUAACUGUUUUUACACAUCUCUACACUCUCUUUCUAAUAACUGGUUUAACACAUCUCUACCCUCUCUUUGAUAUAAACUGUUUUAACACAUACUCUACCUCUCUUUAUAUAAAUGUUUUACACAUCUCUACCCUCUCUUUAUAUAACGUUUUACACAUCUCUACCCUCUCUUUAUAUAACUGUUUUACACAUCUCUACUCUCUCUUUAUAUAACUGUUUUACACAUCUCUACUCUCUCUUUAUAUAACUGUUUUACACAUCUCUACCCUCUUUUAUAUAACUGUUUUACACAUCUCUACCCUCUCGUUUUAUAACUGUUGUUACCACAUCUACCCUCUCUUAUAUAACUGUUUUACCAUCUCUACCCUCUCUUUAUAUAACGGUUUUACACAUUAUAUAUAGCUUACUGUGAUGUGAUGGCAGCUUCAUUGAUUGAUGAUAUACAGUGCAUUCGGGAAAAUAUUCAGACUUUUUCCACAAUUUGUUACGUUACAGCCUUAUUCUAAAAUGGAUUAAAUUCAUUUUUUCCUCAUCAAUCAACACACAAUACCUCAUAUUGACAAAGCAAAAACAGGUUUUUAGAAAUGUUUGCAAAUUUAUUAAAAAUAAACGGAAAUAUCACAUUUUACAUACGUUUUCAAACCCUUUACUCAGUACUUUGUUGAAGCACCUUUGGCAGCGAUUACAGCCUUGAGUCUUCUUGGGGUAUGACGCUACAAGCUUGGCACACCUGUAUUUGGGGAGUUUCUCCCAUUCUUCUCUGCAGAUCCUCUCAAGCUCUGUCAGGUUGGAUGGGGAGCGUUGCUACACAGCUAUUUUCAGGUCUCUCCAGAGAUGUUCGAUCGGGUUCAAGUCCAGGCUCUGGCUGGGCCACUCAAGGACAUUCAGAGACUUGUCCCAAAGCCACUCCUGCGUUGUCCUGCCCAGUCUGAGGUCCUGAGCGCUCUGGAGCACGUUUUCAUCAAGGAUCUCUCUGUACUUUGCUCCGUUCAUCUUUCCCUCGAUCCUGACUAGUCUCCCUGUCCCUGCCGCUGGAAAACAUCCCCACAGCUUGAUGCUGCCACCAUCAUGCUUCACCGUAGGGAUGGUGCCAGGUUUCCUCCAGACGUGACGCUUGGCAUUCAGGCCAAAGAGUUCAAUCUUGGUUUCAUCAGGUCUGAGAGUCUUUAGGUGCCUUUUGGCAAACUCCAAGAGGGCUGUCAUGUGCCUUUUACUGAGGAGUGGCUUCCGUCUGGCCACUCUACCAUAAAGGCCUGAUUGGUGGAGUACUGCAGAGAUGGUUGUCCUUCUGGAAGGUUCUCCGAUCUCCACAGAGUUACUCUGGAGCUCUGUCAGAGUGACCAUCGGGUUCUUGGUCACCUCCCUGACCAAGGCCCUUCUCCCCUGAUUGCUCAGUUUGGCCGGGCGGCCAGUUCUAGGAAGAGUCUUGGUGGUUCCAAACUUCUUCCAUUUAAGAAUGAUGGAGGCCACUGUGUUCUUGGGGACCUUCAAUGCUGGAGACAUUUUUUUGGUACCCUUCCCCAGAUCUGUGCCUCGACACAAUCCUGUCUCGGAGCUCUACGACAAUUCCUUCGACCUCAUGGCUUGGUUUUUGCUCUGACAUGCACUGUCAACUGUGGGACCUUUAUAUAGACAGGUGUGUGCCUUUCCAAAUCAUGUCCAAUCAAUUGAAUUUACCACAGGUGGACUCCAAUCAAGUUGUAGAAACAUCUCAAGGAUGAUCAAUGGAAACAGGAUGCACCUGAGCUCGAUUUCAAGUCUCAUAGCAAAGGGUCUGAAUACUAAGGUGUUUCUGUUAAUUUUUUAUUUUUAUAAAUUCGCAAAAUAAAUUAAGACGUUUUUGCUUUGUCAUUAUGGGGUAUUGUGUGUAGAUUGAAUUUAAUCCGUUUUUGAAUAAGGCAUAACUAAAUGUGGAAAAAGUCAAUGGGUCUGAAUACUUUCCGAAUGCACUGCACAGCAUAUUCUAAAGCUUGCUGUGAUUUGUUGUGAUGCUGAGUUCCAUGAGAUGCAGUUGACCCUCCCUCCCUCCCCCCUGAUAGGUUCCAUGAGAUGCAGUUGACCCUCCCUCCCUCCCCCCUGAUAGGUUCCAUGAGAUGCAGUUGACCCUCCCUCCUGAUAGGUUCCAUGAGAUGCAGUUGACCCUCCCUCCCUCCCCCCUGAUAGGUUCCAUGAGAUGCAGUUGACCCUCCCUCCCUCCCCCUGAUAGGUUCCAUGAGAUGCAGUUGACCCUCCCUCCCUCCCUGAUAGGUUCCAUGAGAUGCAGUUGACCCUCCCUCCCCCCUGAUAGGUUCCAUGAAUGCAGUUGACCCUCCCUCCCUCCCUCCCUGAUAGGUUCCAUGAGAUGCAGUUGACCCUCCCUCCCUCCCCCCUGAUAGGUUUCCAUGAGAUGCAUUGACCCUCCCCCCCCCCCCCCCCCCCCCCCUGAUAGGUUCCAUGAGAUGCAGUUGACCCUCCUCCUCCCUCCCUGAUAGGUUCCAUGAGAUGCAGUUGACCCUCCCUCCCUCCCCCCUGAUAGGUUCCAUGAGAUGCAGUUGACCCUCCCUCCCUCCCCCCUGAUAGGUUCCAUGAGAUGCAGUUGACCCCCCCCCCCCCCCCCCCUGAUAGGUUCCAUGAGAUGCAGUUGGACCCUCCCUCCCUCCCCCCCCUGAUAGGUUCCAUGAGAUGCAGUUGACCCCCUCCUCCUCCCCCCUGAUAGGUUCCCAUGAGAUGCAGUUUGACCCUCCCUUCCCUCCCCCCUGAUAGGUUCCCUGAGAUGCAGUUGACCCUCCCUCCCUCCCCCCUGAUAGGUUCCCUGAGAUGCAGUUGACCCUCCCUCCCUCCCCUCCCUGAUAGGUUCCAUGAGAUGCAGUUGACCCUCCCUCCCUCCCCCCUGAUAGGUUCCAUGAGAUGCAGUUGACCCUCCCUCCCUCCCCCCCUGAUAGGUUCCAUGAGAUGCAGUUUGACCCUCCCUCCCUCCCCCCCUGAUAGGUUCCAUGAGAUGCAGUUGACCCUCCCUCCCUCCCCCUGAUAGGUUCCAUGAGAUGCAGUUGACCCUCCCUCCCUCCCCCCCCCUGAUAGGUUCCCUGAGAUGCAGUUGACCCUCCCUCCCUCCCCCCUGAUAGGUUCCAUGAGAUGCAGUUGACCCUCCCUCCCUCCCUCCCUCCUGAUAGGUUCCAUGAGAUGCAGUUGACCCUGACCCAGAAGGACCAGGACAUAGCCUUCCUCAGGUCCAUGCUGGGGAAACUGUCUGAGAAACUAGACCAACUGGAGAAGAACCUGGAACUGAAGUUUGGUAUGACAGAGGGGGUUGGGUGGGGGGGGCGUUGUCUUUGUGUGUGUGUGUGUGUGUGUGUGUGUGUGUGUGUGUGUGUGUGUGUGUCAAAUCAACGUUUAUUGGUCACAUGCACAGGAUACAGGGUGUAAAUGAUCCAGUGAAAUGCUUCCUUGCAAGCUCUCCUCAACAGUGCAGUAGAUGUCUAUUAAAAACUAUUCACAAAUAAACCAAUAGAAAGUAGUGAAAAUUGCGAUGUUGGAAAUAUACAGUAUAUAAACGUUCUGUACAAAUACAGGGGAUAAAUGCAAAAUAAACUAUUAGAAACAAUAAUUGAAAUGGUCCAAAUACUGCGGGUUUUGGGGACCUGUUAUUCCCUGGUGUGCCCGGGGCACCUGGUGGUGUGUUUGACCUGGUGUGUGGUGUUUACCUGGUGUGGUGUGUGUUGUGCCUGUUGUGUUUGGGGUUUGACCUGGUGUGUGGGGUGUGUGGUGUGUGGUGUUUGACCUGGUGUGUGUUUGACUGGUUGUGUGUUUGACCUGGUGUUGUGGGUUGGAGGUGGUGUGUGUUGAUGGUUGGUGGGGUUGACCUGGUGGUGUGUGUUUUGACCUGGUGUGUGUGUUUUGACUGGUGUGUGUGUGACCUGGUGUGUGUGUGUUUUGACCUGGUGUGUGUGUCUGACCUGGUGUGGUGUGUUUGACCUGGUGUGUGUUUUGACCUGGUGUGUGUGUGAGGUGUGUGUGUUUGCUGUGUGUGUUUGACCUGGUGUGGUUUGUUGACCGGGUUGUGUGUGUGUGUUGUUUUGACCUGGUGUGUUGUUUGACCUUUUUUGUGUGGGGUGUGUUUUGACCUGGUGUGUGUGUUUUUGACCUGGUGUGUGUGUGUUUGACCUUUGGUGUUGUGGUGUUUUCUGCCCUUUGUGUGUGUGUUUUGACCUGGUGUGUGUGUUUUGACCUGGUGUGUGGUUUGGGUUUGUGUUUGUGGUGUUUUGGCCCUUGGUUUUGUGUUUGAUGGAUGAACCGGUGGUGGACCGGGUGGUUUUUCCGGGGUGGCCUUGUUUUUCCCCGUGUUUGUCCUGUUUUGUUGUCCCCUGGUUCUGUUGUUUUUGCCUUUGGGGGUUGUUUCCGGGUUGGUUUAACCUCCUCCCGUGUUCCGUUGUUUUUUGAGCCCCAUCCCAACGUAAGCCUGUUAUUUUUAUCCCUCCAUGCUCAACGUCAGUCUCUGUCUGUUUAUGCCUCCAUGCUCAACUUCAGUCUCUGUCUUUUUUAUGCCUCCAUGCUCAACGUCAGUCUCUGUCUUUUUUAUGCCUCCAUGCUAAAAGUCAGUCCUCUGUCUGUUUAUGCCUCCAUGCUCAACGUCAGUCUCUGUCUGUUUAUGCCUCCAUGCUCAACGUCAGUCUCUGUCUGUUUAUGCCUCCAUGCUCAACGUCAGUCUCUGUCUGUUUAUGCCUCCAUGCUCAACGUCAGUCUCUGUCUGUUUAUGCCUCCAUGCUCAACGUCAGUCUCUGUCUUUUUAAAUUCCCUCCAUGCUCAACGUCAUCUCUGUUGUUUUUUGCCUCCAUGCUCAACGUCAGUCUCUGUCUGUUUAUGCUGGAUAUUAGACUUGGAUGCUAGUCACAGAAAGUCAAUUGUUCAUUAACAUUUCUCUCUGUCUCUCUCUCAGGAUGAGUUGUCCCACAUCAACGCCAGACUCAACAUGGGCAUCCUGGGCUGUGAUUUUUUCCUUCCUUUCUCCUCCCCUCCUCGCCUUCCUCAUUUCUUCCCCCCCCCUUCCUCCCCUCCUCUCUUCUCCUCUUUCUCUCUCCCUCCUUCCUCUCCUCUCCUCUCCUCUCCUCUCCUCUCCUCUCCUCUCCUCUCCUCUCCUCUCCUCUCCUUCUCCUCUCUUCUCCUCUCUUCUCCUCUCCCCUCCCCUCCCCUCCUCUCCCUCUUCCUCUUCCUCUGUAUAACUAACCUCCCUGUGUGUGUCCCCCCCUCCAGCCUAUGAUCCCCAGCAGAUCUUUAAAUGUAAGGGAACGUUCGUGGGUCACCAGGGGCCAGUCUGGUGUCUGUGUGUCUAUUCUACAGGAGACCUGCUCUUCUCUGGAUCCUCGGACAAAACCAUCAAGGUACAUAACGCACACGUUGCUCACACACACACACCAGCAUGGACACACAUACACACACACACACACACACAUACAUACACACACACACACGCCAUGCGCACCCACCAACGCACGCACGUACACACAAUCACACACACCUAUACUCUUCUCUCACACCAGGGUUCACGAGGUGCUUGAAUUUGGCACUCUGAAAUUCAACUUCUGGAAUACUUUGGAAAUCACACAUUUUUUUCGAGUUUGGUACUUGAAUUAAAAAUGAGAGGAGAAAAGAAAAGGAUCUAAAAAUAUUAGAAAAAAAUGUAUUGGUCUUCCGAAUUAAUUUCCAGGCAGACUUGCAGAGUUUUAUUUCCUCACGUGUUUCACGACUCUGGUUGCCCGGGCGAGCUCGCUCAUUUCCAACCACAAUGGCGCUCAUCCAGGAAAGGACAGAACUGACUGAUUUUAGUUGCAGCCGAACGUCACAUCGAUGGCUAAAAUGCCGGGCUAAUGUAGAUUCAGUGCUGCCUGGCAGGAUAUUGAUGUUUCUGAAUGGGUUUAGCCAGACCCAACCAGGGAUGUAGAGGAAACACCGUUUACGCACCUUUUUAUUUGUGAAAUAGCGUUUAUUUCACUUUUUUUUUUUUUUUGUUAAUGAUUGUUUACCCACUUAUUGCGUUCCCAGCAUUGAUCAACGCUCAGAAGGCUUCUUGAUCUGAGUUCUAAUCAUUGAUCAACGCUCAGAAGGCUUCUUGAUCGGAGUUCUAAUCGUUGAUCAACGCUCAGAAGGCUUCUUGAUCGGAGUUCUAAUCGUUGAUCAACGCUCAGAAGGCUUCUUGAUCGGAGUUCUAAUCGUUGAUCAACGCUCAGAAGGCUUCUUGAUCUGAGUUCUAAUCGUUGAUCAACGCUCAGAAGGCUUCUUGAUCGGAGCUCUAAUCGUUUGAUCAACGCUCAGAAGGCUUCUUGAUCGGAGUUCUAAUCGUUGAUCAACGCUCAGAAGGCUUCUUGAUCGGAGUUCUAAUCGUUGAUCAACGCUCAGAAGGCUUCUUGAUCGGAGUUCUAAUCGUUGAUCAACGCUCAGAAGGCUUCUUGAUCGGAGUUCUAAUCGUUGAUCAACGCUCAGAAGGCUUCUUGAUCGGAGUUCUAAUCGUUGAUCAACGCUCAGAAGGCUUCUUGAUCGGAGUUCUAAUCGUGCCUACCUCUGUGAAUGAGUGGAAUCAUGAAUGAUUCACGUGUGCUCGUUAUGUUCGCCUGCUCCCUCAGAUUUGCCUCGUUAGCAGCAUUCAUUCACACCUCCUCUGUCCAACGGGGGAAAACUCCGGCCACGGCAUAGGCCGAGGUAAAUAGUCGCUGAUAUUUCAGCCGGAUGUCUAGCUAGCUAGGUAGCUCAAGGGGCUCUGGCUAUUAGCCAGGUAAGCUAUUAGCCAGGUAAGCUAUUAGCCAGGUAAGCUAUUAGCCAGGUAAGCUAUUAGCCAGGUAAGCUAGUAGCCAGGUAAGCUAGUAGCCAGGUAAGCUAUUAGCCAGGUAAGCUAUUAGCCAGGUAAGCUAUUAGCCAGGUAAGCUAGCUAAACUAGCUGGCUAGAAGGAUAAAGUUAGAAGCUAACAUUUGAACGGAGCCUCAGAGGGAACAGUUGACCGAAAUGUAUACUAGCUAUAAUCAAAAGAUGGGCGACUCUUGAAGUUCUCGUAAAACAAAACACCUUUUAUUUUAUAGAGAGAGUAGUGAGACACAGUUUUUGAGUCGGGCUGCAAUUGAAGGGGGCAAAGGAGAUACACAGAGAGAGGAAGCAUUGAAGCAAGCAGGGAGAAAGGUUAGUAGUACAGUGGUUCCCAAACUGGGGGUCUGGGACCCACGUGGAGUCCCCUGAAAUGUAGUGAAAUAUAAAGACAAUUUUUAAUAUUUUCAUGUACACCUGAAUGAAAAUAUAAAUGCAACAAUUUCAAAGAUUUGACUGAGUUACAGUUCAUAUAUAUGAAAUCAGUCAACGUCAUCAGUCCGGACUUACCACUCAUGUAUGUAGUGAAACGCGGAUUAUUGAGUAGAACUUGUCAGAGAUGAAUAGUAAGUUAGUUUUGUUUUUUUUCAUGAGUUUGUGGCGAUAUAUACUGCAAUCUGGUGGCGACAUACUGCCAUCUGGUGGCGACAUAUACUGCCAUCUGGUGGCGACAUACUGCCAUCUGGUGGCGACAUAUACUGCCAUCUGGUGGCGACAUAUACUGCCAUCUGGUGGCGACAUACUGCCAUCUGGUGGCGACAUACUGCCAUCUGGUGGCGAUAUACUGCCAUCUGGUGGCGAUAUACUGCCAUCUGGUGGCGAUAUACUGCCAUCUGGUGGCGACAUACUGCCAUCUGGUGGCGACAUACUGCCAUCUGGUGGCGAUAUGUACUGCCAUCUGGUGGCGAUAUGUACUGCCAUCUGGUGGCGAUAUGUACUGCCAUCUGGUGGCGACAUACUGCCAUCUGGUGGCGAUAUGUACUGCCAUCUGGUGGCGAUAUGUACUGCCAUCUGGUGGCGAUAUGUACUGCCAUCUGGUGGUGCCUAGAAACAAUUGCAUAAUAGGAACUAUUACAUAUUGAUGGUCCUUGAAAAUAAAUAUUAGCGCUUGAAAGUCCUAAAAUUUGACUCGCCACAGUCUGUAAGAACCCUGUCUCACACACACACACACACACACACACACACACACCUACACACACACACACCUACACACACACACACCUCCACACACACACUCGCACACCUCCACACACACACUCGCACACCUCCACACACACACUCGCACACCUCCACACACACUCACACACCUCCACACACACACUCGCACACCUCCACACACACACACACUGCAUGCUUGCACAGACACAUGUACAGACACACAUUUUGACGUUCUCUCUCUCUCUCUCUCUCUCUCUCUCUCUCUCUCUUUGUCUCCCUCUCUCUCUGUCUCUCUCUCUCUGUCUCUCUCUCUGUCUCUCUCUCAGGUCUGGGAUACCUGCACCACCUAUAAGUGUCAGAAGACUCUGGAGGGUCAUGAUGGAAUCGUGCUGGCACUGUGUAUACAGGGGUAAGGACACACACACACACACACACACACACACACACACACACAGUUGUCUAAAUGAAAAGGUAUGUGUGUGUAUGUAUUGACUGAUGUAAUCUCUCUCACUCUUCUGUCUAUCCUCCUUUCUCCUCUCUCCUCCUCCCCCUCUCUCCUCCCCCUCUCCUCCCCUCCCCCUCUCCUCCCCCUCUCUCCCCUCCCCCUCUCUCUCCUCUCCUCCCCCUCUCUCCUCUCUCUCCCUCCCCCUCUCUCUCCCCUCCUCCCCCUCUCCCCUCCUCCCCCUCUCCCCUCCCCCCUCCUCCCCCUCUCCCCUCCUCCCCCUCUCCCCUCCUCCUCUCUCCCCCCUCCUCCUCUCUCUCUCUCUCUCUCUCCUCCCCCUCUCUCCUCUCCUCCCCCUCUCUCCUCUCCUCCCCCUCUCCACCUCCUCCCCCUCUCCCUCCUCCCCUCUCCCUCCUCCUCCCCCCCGUUCCCUCUAUCUCUCUCUCUCCUCCCCCUCUCUCCUCCCCCUCUCUCCUCUCCUCCUCCCCCUCUCUCCUCUCCUCCCCCUCUCUCCUCUCUCUCCCCCUCCCCCUCUCUCUCCCCUCCCCCUCUCCCCCCUCCUCCCCCUCUCCCCCUCCUCCUCUCUCCCCCCUCUCUCUCUCUCUCUCCUCCCCUCUCUCUCCUCCUCUCUCUCCUCCCCCUCUCUCUCCUCCCUCUCUCUCUCCUCCCUCUCUCCUCCCCUCCUCUCUCCCCUCCUCCCCUCUCGUCUCUCUCUCUCCUCCCCCUCUCUCUCCUCCCUCUCUCUCCUCCCCCUCUCUCUCCUCCCUCUCUCCUCUCUCUCUCCUCCCCCUCUCUCUCUCCUCCCCCUCUCUCUCCCCUCCUCCUCUCUCUCCUCCCUCCCUGUAGGAACAGACUGUAUAGUGGAUCAGCUGACUGCACCAUCAUAGUGAGUCUGUUCUGACUGCCGUUGUCCCUUAUAAAGGAUCCCGUAUAACCACAAUAACACACCUACAGUCUGACUGUUGUCUCUUAUAAAGGAUCCCGUAUAACCACAAUAACACACCUACAGUCUGACUGUUGUCUCUUAUAAAGGAUCCCAUAUAACCACAAUAACACCCUACAGUCCUGACUGGUUGCCUCGUUAUAAAGGAUCCCAUAUAACCACAAUAACACACCUACAGUCUGACUGGUUGUCUCUUAUAAAGGAUCCCAUAUAACCACAAUAACACCACCUAGUCUGACUGUUGUCUCUUAUAAGGAUCCCAUAUAACCACAAUAACACACCUACAGUCUGACUGUUGUCUCUUAUAAAGGAUCCCAUAUAACCACAAUAACACACCUACAGUCUGACUGUUGUCUCUUAUAAAGGAUCCCAUAUAACCACAAUAACACACCUACAGUCUGACUGUUGUCUCUUAUAAAGGAUCCCAUAUAACCACAAUAACACACCUACAGUCUGACUGUUGUCUCUUAUAAAGGAUCCCGUAUAACCACAAUAACACACCUACAGUCUGACUGUUGUCUCUUAUAAAGGAUCCCGUAUAACCACAAUAACCACCUACAGUCUGACUGUUGUCUCUUAUACAAGGAUCCGUAUAACCACAAUAACCACCUACAGUCUGACUGUUGUCCUCUUAUAAAGGAUCCCAUAUAACCACAAUAACACCCUACAGUCUGACUGCUGUUGUCUCUUAUAAAGGAUCCCAUAUAACCACAAUAACACACCUACAGUCUGACUGUUGUCUCUUAUAAAGGAUCCUGUGUAACCACAAUAACACACCUACAGUCUGACUGUUGUCUCUUAUAAAGGAUCCUUUUUAACCACAAUAACAUGAAUGAACCUGCUGUACUAUACCUAGAUUAGCGGACAGACCUGUAUCUGCGUUGGUGUCCAACACGCCUCUUGUGCGUUCUCUCUUCUCUCUCUGCGUCUCUCUCUCUCUGUCUCUCUCUCUCUCUGUCUCUCUCUCUGUCUCUCUCUGUCUCUCUCUCUCUCUCUCUCUCUCUCUCUGUCUCUCUCUCUGUCUCUCUCUCUGUCUCUUCUUUUUUCGUCUCUCUCUCUGUCUUUCUCUGUCUCUCUCUUCUCUCUGUCUCUCCUCUCUCUCUGUUUCUUCUCUCUUCUCUCUCUCUCUCUCUCUGUCUCUCUCUCUCUGUCCUCUCUUCUCUCUCUCUCUCCUCUCUCUCUCUCUCUCUCUCUGUGUAGGUGUGGGACAUCCAGACCCUGCAGAAGGUGAAUACUAUCCGUGCCCAUGACAACCCCGUAUGCACGCUGGUGUCCUCCCACAACAUGCUGUUCAGCGGAUCCCUCAAGGCCAUCAAGGUAGGACCAAAAGACUAUUUAAAAAUAGACGCCUAG